This is a messenger RNA of Pelobates fuscus (common spadefoot toad), 4335 nucleotides long. It is a transcript of the gene NLK, whose product is annotated as nemo like kinase. Gene Ontology annotation, biological process: intracellular signal transduction; protein phosphorylation. The transcript has 11 exons. Gene Ontology annotation, molecular function: ATP binding; MAP kinase activity. The record is from RefSeq and is a predicted model, not a curated record. Lineage: Eukaryota; Metazoa; Chordata; Amphibia; Anura; Pelobatidae. Gene Ontology annotation, cellular component: cytoplasm; nucleus. Bases 1431 to 3029 code for a protein of 532 amino acids.
GAUUGGUUGUUGGUGCUGUCCGUCAACUGCGGCGUCAGGUGGCUGGGCUGCCCGCGUCUCGCAGCCUGUGCUUGGCUUGGUAGUCUGUGACUGGCUCGGGGGGGACCCGGUGGAUUGCUCGCCUCGACCUGCAGUGUGUGUCCCGUGCUGGCCGUGGAGCUGUCCGUGUACUCAGAGCCGCCUGUCCCGGGAGGAGCGGAGCCUCCAGGAUACCUCUCCCUCUCAUGGUCUGGCUGCUCCCCCCCUCUGUCUGCUAAUAUUCAUCCUCUCCCCAGCUCACCCCCCUUUACUGCUUGUUGUCAGUUUGGGCACCGGGCGCCUGGCCUGGGCAGCUGUCAAAACCUCAUCCAGCCCCCUCCCCUUCCUCCUCCUCUUCCCAUUCACACAGACUCUACUAGAAAUCCCCAAAACAUUGACAUCAGAACCCUAAAUCUUACUGAAUCACCCCCAAAACAUUGACACCAGAACCCCCAAAUAUUACUGAAUCACCCCCAAAACAUUGACACCAGAACCCCCAAAUAUUACUGAAACACCCAUAUAUUACCAAAACCACUCCAACACCUUGACAUCAGCUCCUCCAAAUAUUCUAAAACAUUGACAUCAGAACCUUCAAAUUUUACUAAAACACCCCUAACACUUUGCCACCAGCUCCUCCAAAUAGCACCAAAACACUCCCAAUAUAUUGACAUAAGCAACCCAAAGCAUUUCCCCUGCCACCCAAAGCACUGACUCAGCCAUAGAAAAUUAUUGACAUCAGAUACCCCCCAAAGCACUGCCAUCAGUAACUUUAAACCUUACUAUUAGCCCCCCUAAACAUUGGCAUCAGUAACUUCAAACUUUGCCAUAAGCCCCCCUAACACUGGCAUUUGCUUCUUCAAACACAGCCACUAGCCCCCCCAUCUUUGCCAUUAGUAACCCAAAACACUGCUACCAGCCCUAUGCAACACCUGCCCUGUGCCACUUAGUGACUGUGUGUUUUUAGUGGGGGGGUUGAGCAGCCUCUGACCCUGGGUUUCAGGGACUCUCUCUGCCAGGUUAGAGGAGAAUGUGGAAUGGAAGGGCCAGGCUGCCCCUUAUUUUGUAGAUCUUGUAGCCUGUGGUUUCUUUUAAAAGAAGGUUGGAGGGAGAAGUCUGUGUAUUCUUGAGACAAAUGUAAAAACCAACAGCAUGGGGUUUUAGUAUUUAUUAUAAAACAGAGGUCCCUGGGGGGUGGGUGGGUUGGGUUGAUUUUAAUUGUGAAAAGAAUUGUAUAGUUAGAAAGAAAUAGUUAAUUUAUUGGCACUAACAUUCUGGUCUAUUGACGAGGACAGGAGAUUAGAUUUAUUAUGAGAACUCUUUCCAAGCAGGUUUAGUUCUUCUGGAUAUUACAUUUUAAUGGCCCAGUAACAGGUUGGCCCAUCUGUCUCAUACAUUAGAGGGCAUUUCUGUGAAUGUCUCUUUGUGGCACGUCUGCCAAUGCAAAAAUGAUGGCAGCGUAUAAUGGGGGUACGUCAGCAGCGGCUGGGGGUCACCAUCAUCACCACCACCAUCACCUGGCCCACUUGCCCCCUCCUCACAUGCACCAUCACCACCAUCUCCAUCCCCAGCAUCAUUUACACCCAGGCUCAGCUGCUGCUGUGCAUCCUGUCCAGCAGCAUGUGUCCUCUGCCUCCUCUUCCUCCUCAGCUGCUGCAGCUGCGGCUGCUGCAGCAGCAGCAGCCGCUAUGCUUAAUCCAGGCCAGGCUCAACCAUACUUCCCAUCCCCAGCUCCUGGACAGGCCCCAGGACCAGCUGCAGCAGUUGCCCCUGCUCAGGUGCAGGCAGCUGCAGUAAAGGCUCACCACCAUCCACACUCUCAUCAUGCUCAGCAACUGGAUAUUGAACCUGAUCGACCUAUUGGCUAUGGUGCCUUCGGGGUUGUCUGGUCUGUAACCGAUCCAAGGGAUGGAAAGAGAGUUGCCCUCAAAAAGAUGCCCAACGUCUUCCAAAAUCUAGUCUCUUGCAAAAGGGUCUUCCGAGAACUGAAGAUGUUGUGUUUUUUUAAGCAUGACAACGUACUCUCUGCACUUGAUAUUCUCCAGCCUCCACAUAUUGAUUAUUUUGAAGAAAUAUAUGUUGUCACAGAAUUAAUGCAGAGUGACCUCCAUAAGAUCAUCGUCUCUCCUCAGCCUCUCAGUUCAGAUCAUGUUAAAGUUUUUUUGUAUCAGAUUUUAAGAGGUCUGAAGUAUUUGCAUUCAGCUGGCAUCUUACAUCGAGACAUUAAACCAGGGAACCUACUUGUGAACAGCAACUGUGUUCUUAAGAUUUGUGAUUUUGGAUUGGCAAGGGUUGAAGAACCUGAUGAAUCUCGUCAUAUGACUCAGGAAGUUGUCACUCAGUAUUAUCGGGCACCAGAAAUACUAAUGGGGAGCCGUCACUACAGCAAUGCCAUUGACAUCUGGUCUGUAGGAUGCAUCUUUGCAGAGCUGCUUGGAAGAAGAAUAUUGUUUCAGGCACAAAGUCCAAUACAACAGUUGGACUUAAUCACAGACUUGUUGGGAACACCGUCACUUGAAGCAAUGAGGACGGCUUGUGAAGGCGCUAAGGCACAUAUACUCAGGGGUCCUCAUAAACAGCCAUCUCUUCCGGUCUUGUAUACACUGUCCAGCCAGGCCACGCAUGAAGCUGUUCACCUGCUCUGCCGGAUGUUGGUCUUUGAUCCAUCCAAACGAAUAUCUGCUAAAGAUGCCCUAGCACACCCGUAUCUGGAUGAAGGCCGCCUGCGGUAUCACACCUGCAUGUGCAAAUGCUGCUUCUCUACAUCUACUGGCAGGGUCUAUACCAGUGACUUUGAACCUAUCACAAAUCCAAAAUUUGACGACACAUUUGAAAAGAACCUCAGUUCUGUACGGCAGGUGAAAGAAAUCAUCCAUCAGUUUAUUUUGGAGCAACAGAAAGGAAACAGGGUACCUCUGUGCAUCAAUCCCCAGUCUGCUGCUUUUAAAAGCUUUAUCAGUUCCACAGUUGCUCAACCAUCUGAGAUGCCACCAUCUCCACUGGUUUGGGAAUAAAUGUGGUGGACAUACUACUGAAGAUGUUGUCAUGUAGCUUUUCACUGGAGUCUGGGAAUUGCAAUUCUGAAGAUUGAUUGUGCUUGUACUGUAAUUUUACUAAUUAAGGUUUAACUUUUCAACCACUACAUGUACUAUGUAUAUCAUAUUUAAAACAAAAUGGUGUACCAGUAACUUUUCCCAUAAACUCAGUGGUUGUCUUUUGAGAUCCCGUAACCCAUAUUUUAAUUUUAUUUUAUGAAUUUUAAGCAGUUUCAAGGCUCAGAACAAAUUGAAGAUGGCAGCAAAUUUGCAGAAUAAGUGAGGUUUGAUUUUUGUGGUUAGGGCUUAUGUCUAGAGGUUAAUUAUGUUUUUAAAUAUUGUUUUAUUUAUUUUAAUUUCUUUUUAAUAAAUGGAUGUGUGGAUUUUUUUUCCAAAGUAUAAAUAUACUGAGCCAUUCUUUAAGCCUAAUUUUUGUGUUAAUACAAGCAAAUUAGUAAGAAUACAGAGAUCAUCUGAAUACCAACCAUGAAGAUAUUCUCAAGAAGAGGAAGGAACAGACCACAGGACAUUGAAGUCAUGUAAUUUAUAAGGAUACGCACCUCAAUGACUUCGUACUAGCACUGGACUAGAGACAUAUUUCUAUUCAAUUACUAUUUAAAACCGAAGGUUUGUGGUUGGAAAGAGUGCAUCUGUGACGAAAGGGAUUGAAACUUUUGUUUCUUUCCCAGUAUAAAUAUAUAAAAUUAUAUAUAUUUAAUCUAUUUUUCUUAGAAUUUGUUUUCUUCCUUACCUUGUAACUCUUGGGCAUGCCGCAUUCAUCUGUGUAAAUAAUCCCAUCAACGAGCUCAUUUCAGAAGGACCCUUUCAUUUGCCGCUGUACAAAACUGAGCUAGCUUGCCCAUUUUCUUUUUCUUUUUUUCAUUUUUGGGGCUUUUCUUCCAUUGUUUUGCCCUCGACAGUGAAGACAAAAUGUGAAAGCAGAACAUAUUUUACUAAAAUGUAACUAUGUGUUCCUAGGCAAGAAGACAAACCGUGGAAGUCUUAUAAUGUCACAGCAGCAACAUUUUAAAUUAGUUUUUCUUCUUUUCUUUCUUUUUUUCUUUUUCCUUUCAAUUAAAUGAACACUGAAUAUUCUGUGUAUAUGUAUAUAUGAACACAAACUGAAGGUCUCUACCUCCUGGAGUAUACAGCUCAGCUUGUUUCACUCCAAAUUAUUAUUUUUAGGUUCAGUGUGCAGACUUGAAACUUGAAUGUUCCUUCCAACUUUUAUAUGUAAACAUUACAAUACAAUAAAGAAAACCCACUGACUAUUGCUUUUCACCAA